Messenger RNA from Lathyrus oleraceus (garden pea), 1318 nucleotides. RefSeq lists its product as uncharacterized. The coding region runs from base 175 to 921 and encodes 248 amino acids. The transcript has 10 exons. NCBI's taxonomy places the organism in Eukaryota, Viridiplantae, Streptophyta, Magnoliopsida, Fabales, Fabaceae. Gene Ontology annotation, biological process: positive regulation of SREBP signaling pathway. The record is from RefSeq and is a predicted model, not a curated record.
AGAUGUAUUUCCGACGACAAUAAACUUAUGACUAAAAUAAGGGUUCUACGUGAGGGGCAUUCUGGACUUUUUAUGGGAGCACGCGUGGAAAGAGGAUUCCCCCUAAUGAAUCAGGCAACACUGUAUUCGAUUACAAUCUAUCCAGGAACGGUGGUGAAGGUCGAUCAAUGAUCGAUGGAACUCACGGCACAUGGUUGUACGAUGGGACUCUCCGCAUAUAGAGCCACCGUAAUAUUACUCUUCUUCUUCCUCUCUCACUUUUCAUUCACCACCGCUAUCAGAAAGGAUAUCGGCUUCAAAUUUACUCCUUUCUGCAAAACCACCGUUCAAGGCAGAUACCUUCUCUCCGACAACAAUGGUUAUGUAUGCAAUGCUCUUUCAAUUGAUUCAAAAUCUCGCUGUUGUCCUCAAACCGGGAAGAAAUUCUCUUGUCAUGGAUGCAAUCUUCUUUCACAGUGUUGCAAUUCUUAUGAAUAUUGUGUUUCUUGCUGUCUCAAUCCCGCACUGACACGUAGGGAACAAGUGUUGAAGAUGAAGAUUGCUAAACCGGCUACUGCAAAUAAGUUCAGGUAUUUAAUGUUUCAGGUUCAUGAAAAUGCUUAUCUUAGUGACCUCCAUCACUGCUUUUCUCUGCCAUCAAACUCUUCUGGGUCAAAUAGUACUCUCACAGAAGCAAGGCUGAAUGGCAUCAAUGUUGUUGUUGGGAGGCAAGGUGAAUCAUGUAAUUCAGUUUGCAAAUCAAGAGGACAAUCAUGUGUCCCAAAUAAACUUGUGGUGCUUAAUCAUUGUGACAUUAUACAGAAAUACAUGAACUGCAAAGGAUCUUGCUUGGCAAGUGUUGGGCCAGAUCAACCUGCUGAAGUCGUUUAUGAUGCCCCCAAGCUUCUGUACUCUGGUCGGGCAUACUUAGGGCAUACUUAGUCGGGCAUUAGAUGUCCCUGAGUAUUCUGGUCGGGUGAGGGGUAAGGGAUUUGGAGUCACUCCGACCUCCCUGAGUAUUAAAAAAGGAAAGGCUCCUAGUAAUCGGGAGCUUCAUGCAAGAUUGGAAGCCAUGCAAGCUGAGCUUGAUGCAUUGAGGAGAGAAAGAGAGGCUAGCGCCUCAACAGUAUACAGAGAUGCUUCGGACAAAGACAGUAUCAACUGUACCUUUCAGCCGAACAUUCCAGAGGUAAAAUUGUGUACAUAAAUUUGUAUAUAUUUUGAUACAUUUAAGGCAAAAUUGGUUUGAAUUGGUAUAUAUAUAUAUAUUUGUUAGCCAAAAAUUGGUAGAAAAAAGGCCAAAAUGGCAUAUAUAAAAUGUGAUAAUUGUCUGUCAAAA